AGCAGGACUACAGCUGAACCAGAGGCACCUCCAAGAAGAGGGCAGCAGAGCCCACCUGCUUAAAAAGCAUGGACCAGAUAAAGCCAGGACAAGUGCCAGGACAAGGCACUCAGAGAAGGAGACUGAGAGCCUGCUGUUGGAAGGUUACUGCUGCUGCCGUGGCUGGUAGUGCCACAGCUCUCUGCCUGGGGAUCCUGCUGGCCUGCCACCCCAUGGGAGAGACCAGCUUUGAGCACACAGUGGAGCUGCAAGGAAUCAUAUUCAACAGCAGCUUAAAGAUGGAGAACUCAGACUACUACAGGGUGCUGACACCUGCUCUUGAGAGGCUGUUUCUGUCCAGUCUCCAGGACUCCCAGCUGGACUGGAGUUGCACAGGUUGCAAUAUCCUGGGCUAUAGCAGGAAUGGAAACUCCAGUGUGAUCGUCCAUUUCCGCCUCUUCUUCGCCGCCCAGGAUUCCCAGCCCCUGAGCUCUGCCUUGGAGGAGGAGGCUCUCAGGCACGGGCUGGCAGCUGCCCUGCACAGGCAGGGGCUGUCCCUGGCUGCCUACGGGACCAUCUCCUCAGCUUCUCUGACAGGUCCCAGCAAGGUUUCUCCCCACAGAUCUGGACUGAAAUCAGACUGUGGAAGCCGCCCUGCCAUGCAGACUGCCAGCAGGAUAGUUGGAGGUUCAGAGGCGUCCAGAGGGGAGUUCCCAUGGCAAGUCAGCCUGCGAGAGAACAACGAGCACUUCUGUGGUGCUGCAAUCCUCACAGAGAAGUGGCUGGUGUCUGCUGCUCACUGCUUUACUGAGUUUCAGGACCCAACCAUGUGGGCAGCUUACACAGGGACCACCUCCCUCAGAGGCUCCGACAGCAGCGCGGUGAAAAUGGACAUUGCACAGAUCAUCCCUCACCCCUCCUACAACGCCGACACCGCUGACUACGAUGUGGCUGUGCUGGAGCUGAAGAGACCUGUGACCUUCACCAAGUACAUCCAGCCCGUGUGCCUGCCAGACGCAGGCCAUCACUUCCCAACCAGCCAGAAGUGCCUCAUCUCCGGCUGGGGUUACCUCAAGGAGGAUUUCUUGGUGAAACCCGAGUUCCUGCAGAAAGCAACAGUGGAGCUGCUGGACCAGAACCUGUGCUCCAGCCUCUACAGCCACGUCCUCACAGACAGGAUGAUGUGUGCUGGCUACCUGGAGGGGAAGGUUGACUCCUGCCAGGGCGACUCUGGUGGGCCCUUGGUUUGCCAAGAACCAUCUGGCAGGUUUUUCCUGGCGGGAAUCGUGAGCUGGGGGAUUGGAUGUGCUGAAGCCAGGCGGCCUGGGGUUUACACACGUGUUACCAAACUCAGAGACUGGAUCUUGGAUGCUACCACCAGAGGAACCCCCACCACCUCCCCAGCCCCAGCGGCCACAGACAGGGCUUGGGUAGAUCCUCACGCCUCAGCGCUGACCUGUCCCAGCUCAGACUUACUGGUUAGGGAGAGCAAAAGUCUCUCGCUUGUCUUCUGCCAGGAGUACUCACAAGUCAUGCUUUGACUUUGUUCAGAGUGUGGAGGACGACCUGGGUUCUCUAAACCCAGCAAGAUUGUGGGAGGAACAGAUGCUUCCAGAGGAGAGAUCCCCUGGCAAGUCAGCCUGAGAGAGGACUCGAGGCAUUUCUGUGGAGCCACCAUCAUUGGGGACCGCUGGCUGCUGUCGGCAGCUCACUGCUUCAACGAGACAAAUCCAGAAGAGAUCGAAGCCUACAUGGGAACAACAUCACUCAAUGGAACAGAUGAGAAUACAGUGAAAGUCAACGUAACAAGAGUGAUCCCACAUCCCCUCUUCAGCCCCAUGAUUCUGGACUUCGACGUGGCUGUACUCGAGCUGGCAAGACCUCUUGUCUUCAACAAAUAUAUCCAGCCUGUGUGCCUCCCACUCGCUGUGCAGAAGUUCCCUGCUGGCAAGAAAUGCCUCAUUUCUGGGUGGGGAGAUCUCCAGGAAGGGAAUGUCACCACGCCCGAGUUCCUGCAGAAAGCUUCUGUGGGCAUCAUAGACCACAACACCUGCAACUUCCUCUACAACUUCUCCCUCACUGACAGAAUGAUCUGUGCUGGCUUCCUGGAGGGGAUGGUAGACUCAUGCCAGGGAGAUUCAGGUGGGCCCUUGGCCUGUGAGGUGACCCCAGGAGUGUUUUACCUGGCUGGCAUUGUGAGCUGGGGAUUUGGUUGUGCCCAGGCUAUGAAACCUGGUGUGUACUCCAGAAUUACCAGAGUCACAGACUGGAUCCUGGACACCAUCUCACAGUUGCCCAGUCCUGGCACAGGCAUCCCUUCCAGCUCAGCCAUCACUAGAACUUCCAGCACAGUCAUCCUCACCCAGCCCAGCACAACAGCUGCAAGUCUAACCAGCAGAACCACCCUGGGAACGAAGAUGAGCACAAAUGUGAGUGACAACUCUGAAGCUCUGAGAACAACUGCCAAGCCCACCCAAGCCCCAGUGGUGCCUUGUACCAGCUUCACCUUCGAGUGUUCCAGCAAGGUGUGUAUUGGAAAAGAAAAUCCUGAAUGUGAUGGUGUCGUGGACUGCAGCGACGGCUCCGACGAGCGCAACUGUGCAGACUGUGGCCUAACAACUGCUCUGGCCUUCAGCAAGAUCGUGGGUGGCAGCAGCGCAGCUCGAGGGGAGUGGCCCUGGCAAGUCAGUCUGUGGCUGCGGCGGAAGGAGCACAAGUGCGGGGCCGUCCUCAUUGCUGAGCGGUGGCUGCUCUCUGCAGCUCACUGCUUUGACAUUUACAGUGACCCCAAAAUGUGGGUGGCCUUUCUAGGAACACCCUUCCUGAGUGGCAUCGAUGGCAAAAUGGAGAAAAUAUUCCGUAUCUACAAGCACCCUUUCUACAACAUCUACAGCCUGGACUAUGAUGUGGCAUUGCUAGAGCUGAGCACACCUGUCAAGUUCAGCAACACCAUCAGACCUAUAUGUCUCCCAGACAAGUCUCACAUCUUCCAUGAAGGGGCCAGAUGCUUCAUCACAGGCUGGGGUUCCACGAAGGAAGGAGGUCUCAUGUCAAAGCAUCUGCAAAAAGCAGCAGUGAACAUAAUUGGAGACCAGGCCUGCAAAAAGUUCUACCCUGUCCAGAUCAGCAGCAGGAUGGUGUGUGCUGGUUUCCCACAGGGCACCGUCGACAGCUGUUCAGGUGAUGCAGGCGGGCCCCUGGCAUGUAAAGAACCCUCAGGGAAGUGGUUUCUAGCAGGAAUCACAAGCUGGGGCUAUGGCUGUGCCAGGCCAUACUUCCCUGGUGUCUACACCAAAGUCACAGCUGUCCAGGGCUGGAUCGCGCAGAACCUCAAGCUCUGAAACUGCAUUUCACCACUCAGGGAAGGCAAGGAAUGA
Messenger RNA from Myiozetetes cayanensis, 3356 nucleotides. It is a transcript of the gene TMPRSS9, whose product is annotated as transmembrane serine protease 9. NCBI's taxonomy places the organism in Eukaryota, Metazoa, Chordata, Aves, Passeriformes, Tyrannidae. The transcript is spliced from 20 exons. The record is from RefSeq and is a predicted model, not a curated record. Gene Ontology annotation, biological process: proteolysis. Gene Ontology annotation, molecular function: protein binding; serine-type endopeptidase activity.